AUGGUUUUGUUUAAAUUUUUCGAAAAUUUUUUUUUGUAUUUUUCAGAAACAUUUUAUCUUUUUGGUGAUAUUGACAGAGAGAUGUGGAAACCUUUAUUAGACCAAUAUAAAUUACCUAGUUGGAAUUUACCUGGACACGAAUCUGCUUUAAGCUUUGGAAUUGCUGCUGUUGGAACUGGUGUUCCCUUUCAUUUUCAUGGACCUGGUUUUGCUGAAGUCAUAUUUGGAGCAAAAUAUUGGUUUCUUUCUCCUUUUGAAAAACGUCCAGAAUGGGAUCCAAAUGUUUCUACCUUACAAUGGAUGAAAGAAAUAUUUUCAAAUUUGCCUUUAGAAGAAAAACCGUUAAAUUGCCUUUUACUCCCCGGAGAAUUGAUUUAUUUUCCUGACAAGUGGUGGCAUGCUACACUAAAUGUCAAAACUUCUGUAUUUUUUAGUACAUUUUUAAGUCCAACUAAUAAUAAAAUUAAUGAGAUUAAGGGAAGUAAGAAAGAUGAAUUUUAA
Molecule: messenger RNA, 501 nt
Organism: Meloidogyne enterolobii
Lineage: Eukaryota; Metazoa; Nematoda; Chromadorea; Rhabditida; Meloidogynidae
Source: the annotation of a GenBank genome assembly